UCUGUUUACAACACACCGGAAAGGCCGCAUCGGAUCGUAGGCGAUGGACGAGCUAAAUGCCAUGUCGCUCGAGGUCUUCCAGUACCUCGGCGCGCACGCUGCGGUCUCGAACCUCGAGCUCAAGCCGAUGCCAGGUGUCGCCAUGCACAACAUUAGUCUCUGGAACCAACGCAACAGCCCCAAGAAGCUACCGGCAGACCUUGUCGCGUUCCUCGCCGCGUCCAACGGUCUCUCGAUCAAGUGGCACGCGGUGCUCAACCACAAGUUCUUCGCGCUCGGUCACUUUAGCAUCAAUUCGCUCCAGAGCAUGAAGCGCGUCGACGUCACCUUGGGCAACGCGACCCACGCGGGCUACGUCCUCGAGUCGUCCAGUACGCUGGGCGAAGUGUGCAUGGUGUUCGUCGACGAUGAGACCGUGCAGGUGUGGCUCAAGGACCUCACCAACCAGUGGCACUUUUUAGCCAAGUCUUUCUCCGACUACUACCGCCUCAUGAUUGUGCACUUGGGACUUGUGGGGUGGCAGCUGCGCUUUACGCCCAACGGCCUCGACCCCGUCACACAGCAAUGGUUUCACUUGUUUGUGCCGGGACGCAUGCAGGCGCGACCGACCGACAAGAACGAGGCGGCGCCAGAGGACGCCAAGGUCACGCUGCUGCCCUUCACGCUCUAAGUCAUGUAGUACUACCGUCGCCAAUACUAGACGUCA
Messenger RNA from Saprolegnia parasitica CBS 223.65, 706 nucleotides. RefSeq lists its product as hypothetical. The record is from RefSeq and is a predicted model, not a curated record. Gene Ontology annotation, biological process: protein polyglutamylation. The coding region runs from base 44 to 670 and encodes 208 amino acids. NCBI's taxonomy places the organism in Eukaryota, Oomycota, Saprolegniomycetes, Saprolegniales, Saprolegniaceae. The transcript has 6 exons.